Anneissia japonica is the source of this 800-nucleotide messenger RNA. RefSeq lists its product as uncharacterized. The record is from RefSeq and is a predicted model, not a curated record. The transcript has 3 exons. Gene Ontology annotation, molecular function: protein binding. NCBI's taxonomy places the organism in Eukaryota, Metazoa, Echinodermata, Crinoidea, Comatulida, Comatulidae. Bases 294 to 800 code for a protein of 168 amino acids.
UAGGCUAUUAGAUAUUGCUGAUUGUUCGCACCAAAGUGGCUGUAAGUAGGCCUACUGACCCAAGAGGAGGCCUAUUAUUUGGCUAUUAAGUUGACCUAUUAUUGUUGCUGAAUUUAAUAUCAGUUUACAGCUUGGUUUCUGUAUAAGCCUAUUACUUCUGAUUGUUUUAUAUUGUAGCUUUUAAUCAACUGGUGACGAGUAUUUCGAUGCCUAUUACUCUAAUCUGAACAGAUUGCAUGCGGCUCUGUCGUUCAUGAAAGUGGCCACUGAUGAGCAUUAAAAUCGAUUGACUCAUGCAUCCCAGGAUGACGUCAACAUACAAGAAAAGCUAUCCAAACUUCUUAAGCUUUUUGAAUUAUCGUUAUAUAUUGUUGUAUUUGUUUCUAGAGUUGUUUAUAUUAAUCCCCAUUACGUGGCAAUAUCAAGAUAAUCGAAGCUGUACAUCAAAUCAAUUCCUAUGUAAAGGUGGACCAUGUAUCCCGAGAAACAAAAAAUGCGACGGAACGUUCGACUGCUUUUACAAUACAGAUGAAAUAUAUUGCAAUGAUGAGUAUACCAUAUAUUUCGAUGUCUAUUACAACACAGAAAUAAAAACAAACGCAACACUCAUUGAGCCCUCUGUUGAAAGUGUCGACGCAUGUGCAGAAUACUGCCUCAAAGAGAAGUCUUUUACAUGUGGCUCAUUUGACUACUCCAAUGUAAGCAAAGAAUGCCGCUUUUCGCAUAUUGGUUCACCAGAGACAAAUCAGACAGAUGAAGAUGACAUUUUACACUUUAAGCUAGUUCCUGUAAUUGGUUAG